AUGAAACCGAACGACAACUACGAGAUAUCGAAGAUAGGAAGUGCACGACUCUUGAUCUCGUAUCGACAUCCGAAGCAGCGCACGAUGUUGCAUGCGAUGACGAUGAUGAUGUGGAGGCCUUUUUCGCCGGAACGUGACCGCAGUAAGGCUUGCGGUGUCAGCGGUGCAACUAUGGGUAUAAUGUCUGUAUCGAUGUCAACCUAUCCUCGCUCUUCGAAUCAGUUUGCACCGCCACCUAUGCCCAAUUCCUUCAAUAUCUCUAGCGUCUUCUAUAAGGAGAACAGACCUGCAAAUCAGACGGCUCCGAUUUACGACUCUUCUGGAGUGGGUUCCAUGGCUCCCUCUGCAUUUUCGGAUACUUCUCGAGGUUCGCGUCGUAUGCCGAUGUGCAUUCCUCCUGCCCUUGCUACUCCUCGACGAACACGCCGAUCCCUUCCAUCUACAGGGCAGCAACUAAUCACUAUAUCGUACAAA
Messenger RNA from Cylicostephanus goldi, 474 nucleotides. Lineage: Eukaryota; Metazoa; Nematoda; Chromadorea; Rhabditida; Strongylidae. The record is from the annotation of a GenBank genome assembly.